Impatiens glandulifera is the source of this 1946-nucleotide messenger RNA. RefSeq names its product probable glucuronoxylan glucuronosyltransferase IRX7. The transcript has 4 exons. Lineage: Eukaryota; Viridiplantae; Streptophyta; Magnoliopsida; Ericales; Balsaminaceae. Bases 252 to 1619 code for a protein of 455 amino acids. The record is from RefSeq and is a predicted model, not a curated record. Gene Ontology annotation, molecular function: glycosyltransferase activity.
GAAGUUUAAUCUCUCUCCCCUUUCUCUUUCUCUCUCGACAGGUUUCUCUGCAUGACAUUGAUGAUGGCUACUCUCUCUUUACUUGUAUAAUUUAUAAAUGUCAAAGAUUAUUUCUUUUUAAAAUUUCCUUCGAACCCAUCUCUGGUAUUCUUUUAUUAUUAUUGAUCUGAAGGAACAACGAAACCCCAACAAAUCCCUGUUUCUUGAUUUCCACUUCUCAACAGCUGCCUGACUUAAAGAUUCAAUCUUUAAUGGCGGAACAUCUCAAUAAACCUGGAAAGAACAAGGGAUUCUACGUAAGAAUGAGGUUCUCUCACACCAGAAACAAAUCAUCGUCUUCAUGCUAUAGAUAUGUUAGAUUGGUCCUCUGGUUUUCAACCUCUUUAUAUUUUCUCACCUCCUAUCUCAUCAGCAACAACAACAACAGCUCCCAUAACCCUAAUAGUCUAGCUAAAACAACUGUUUCUCUUUCUAAUUCUGCCAUUGCCUCUCGUGCCCUUUCAGAAUCAGAGCACAAACCAGCAUUUCUCUCUCAACAAGGGACAUUGAAGAGAUUCAAGAUAUAUGUCUACGAUUUGCCGUCGAAAUACAACGAGAAUUGGUUGUCAAACGCGCGAUGCAGCAAACAUUUGUUCGCUUCAGAGGUCGCCAUUCACAAAUCUCUCUUGAACAGUGACGUACGAACGCUUAAUCCUCACGAAGCAGACUUCUUCUUCGUCCCAAUCUACGUUUCCUGCAACUUCAGCAAUGUCAAUGGCUUUCCCGCCAUUGGCCAUGCACGGUCUCUGUUCUCAUCAGCAGUUCAGCUUAUCUCCAAUGAGUUCCCUUUCUGGAAUCGGAGCCGAGGCUCCGACCAUGUUUUCGUCGCUUCACACGAUUUCGGAGCGUGCUUCCAUACAAUGGAAAAUGUCGCUAUUGCAGAUGGGAUACCGAAUUUCUUGAAGAACUCCAUUUUAUUGCAGACUUUUGGGGUGACAUAUAAACACCCUUGUCAGGAAGCCGAUCACGUGGUGAUUCCUCCGUACAUCUCGCCGGAGAGUUUAAAAACGACCCUGAAUAAGUUCCCGGCGAAUGGAAAACGAGAUAUCUUCGCUUUCUUCAGAGGUAAGAUGGAAGUCCACCCCAAGAAUAUCAGCGGCCGGUUUUACAGUAGACGAGUACGGACGGCGAUAUUGAAAAAGUAUGGAGGGGACCGUAGAUUUUACCUUAAGAGACAUAGGUUCGCCGGUUACCAGUCGGAGAUAGCCCGGUCGGUUUUCUGCCUAUGCCCACUUGGGUGGGCCCCAUGGAGUCCAAGACUGGUCGAGUCCGUUGCAUUAGGGUGCGUCCCUGUGAUAAUAGCGGACGGAAUCAGUCUUCCAUUUCCGGGCGCCGUUAAGUGGCCGGAGAUAUCACUGACGGUGGCUGAGCGCGACAUUGAUAAACUAGGGUCAAUAUUGGAUCACGUGGCAUCGACGAAUUUGACCGUGAUCCAGCGAAACCUUGGAAAUCCGGCGAUAUCUAGGGCUUUACUAUACAACGACGAUAGGGUCCGGGAAGGUGAUGUGACGUGGCAGGUGGUGGAAUCGCUGUUUGAAAAGUUGAACCGGAGAUCUAGCCAAUGGAGGGUUGACACGUAAGAUGAAUGAGAUGGCGUGUUUUUGACUUUAUCUACGUGGAAGCACGAGAUGUUGUGUCGGAGUAGUAUUAGCGGAAGACAGCUGGAACACAUCAUAGGUGUUGGACUGUGGGUGGGCUCCACUUUUCCUAUUGGGGAUAGAUGUGCGGUUAGGCCCCACAGUGACACGUCGGAUUUUGUAAGCUGCAUAAAAAGGGAAGGUGGUGUGGCCGCUGGAAAUUUAAUUUAUUAAAGGCCUGUUUGGCCCAUAUGCUUUUGCUUCACAUUCUUCAUAAUUUCCAUGUAUAUAUAUAUUUUUUAUAAUUUUAAAAUAAUACAUGUUUCUCUA